Molecule: messenger RNA, 3222 nt
Organism: Orcinus orca (killer whale)
Lineage: Eukaryota; Metazoa; Chordata; Mammalia; Artiodactyla; Delphinidae
Product: myosin-6
Exons: 22
Coding region: 1-3222 (1073 amino acids)
Cellular component (GO): myosin complex
Molecular function (GO): cytoskeletal motor activity; ATP binding; actin filament binding
Source: RefSeq, a predicted model, not a curated record
AUGACCGAUGCCCAGAUGGCCGAUUUCGGGGCGGCGGCCCAGUACCUCCGCAAGUCAGAGAAGGAGCGUCUAGAGGCCCAGACCCGGCCUUUCGACAUCCGCACUGAGUGCUUCGUGCCGGAUGACAAGGAAGAGUUUGUCAAGGCCAAGAUCUUGUCCCGGGAGGGAGGCAAGGUCACUGCCGAGACGGAGAACGGCAAGACGGUGACUGUGAAGGAGGACCAGGUGUUGCAGCAGAACCCGCCCAAGUUCGACAAGAUUGAGGACAUGGCCAUGCUGACCUUCCUGCACGAGCCUGCAGUGCUUUUCAACCUCAAGGAGCGCUACGCAUCCUGGAUGAUCUACACCUACUCGGGCCUCUUCUGCGUCACCGUCAACCCCUACAAGUGGCUGCCGGUGUACAACGCCGAGGUGGUGGCCGCCUACCGGGGCAAGAAGAGGAGCGAGGCGCCGCCCCAUAUCUUCUCCAUCUCCGACAACGCCUACCAGUACAUGCUGACAGAUCGGGAGAACCAGUCAAUCCUCAUCACCGGAGAAUCUGGGGCAGGGAAGACUGUGAACACGAAACGUGUCAUCCAGUACUUUGCCAGCAUCGCAGCCAUAGGUGACCGUGGCAAGAAGGACAACGUCAAUGCAACCAAGAUGCAGCCCCACGCUCUGCUCCCUCUGCAGGGCACCCUGGAGGACCAGAUCAUCCAGGCCAACCCCGCCCUGGAGGCCUUCGGCAACGCCAAGACGGUCCGGAACGACAACUCCUCCCGCUUCGGGAAAUUCAUCAGGAUCCACUUUGGAGCCACUGGAAAGUUGGCUUCUGCAGACAUAGAAACCUAUCUCCUGGAGAAGUCCCGGGUGAUCUUCCAGCUGAAGGCUGAGAGGAACUACCACAUCUUCUACCAGAUCCUGUCCAACAAGAAGCCAGAGCUGCUGGACAUGCUGCUGGUCACCAACAACCCCUACGACUACGCCUUCGUGUCUCAGGGGGAGGUGUCCGUGGCCUCCAUCGACGACUCCGAGGAGCUGGCGGCCACGGAUAGCGCCUUCGACGUGCUGGGCUUCACUCCUGAGGAGAAGGCCGGUGUCUACAAGCUGACGGGCGCCAUCAUGCACUACGGAAACAUGAAGUUCAAGCAGAAGCAGCGGGAGGAGCAGGCCGAGCCCGACGGCACUGAAGAUGCUGAUAAGUCCGCCUACCUCAUGGGGCUGAACUCAGCUGACCUGCUCAAGGGGCUGUGCCACCCUCGGGUGAAGGUGGGCAACGAGUACGUCACAAAGGGGCAGAAUGUCCAGCAGGUGUACUACUCCAUUGGGGCGCUGGCCAAGGCCGUGUACGAGAAGAUGUUCAACUGGAUGGUGACGCGGAUCAACGCCACCCUGGAGACCAGGCAGCCGCGCCAGUACUUCAUAGGCGCCAACUCGGAGGUGGCCCAGUGGAGGACCAAGUAUGAGACGGACGCCAUCCAGAGGACCGAGGAGCUGGAGGAGGCCAAGAAGAAGCUGGCCCAGAGGCUGCAGGACGCCGAGGAGGCCGUCGAGGCCGUCAACGCCAAGUGCUCCUCGCUGGAGAAGACCAAGCACCGGCUGCAGAAUGAGAUCGAAGACCUGAUGGUGGACGUGGAGCGCUCCAACGCGGCCGCCGCGGCCCUGGACAAGAAGCAGAGGAACUUCGACAAGAUCCUGGCCGAGUGGAAGCAGAAGUACGAGGAGUCGCAGUCGGAGCUGGAGUCCUCGCAGAAGGAGGCGCGCUCCCUCAGCACCGAGCUCUUCAAGCUCAAGAACGCCUACGAGGAGUCCCUGGAGCACCUGGAGACCUUCAAACGGGAGAACAAGAACCUGCAGGAGGAGAUCUCCGACCUGACUGAGCAGCUGGGCUCCAGUGGAAAGACCAUCCACGAGCUGGAGAAGGUCCGCAAGCAGCUGGAGGCCGAGAAGCUGGAGCUGCAGUCGGCCCUGGAGGAGGCCGAGGCCUCCCUGGAGCACGAGGAGGGCAAGAUCCUGCGGGCCCAGCUGGAGUUCAACCAGAUCAAGGCAGAGAUGGAGCGGAAGCUGGCAGAGAAGGACGAGGAGAUGGAGCAGGCGAAGCGCAACCACCUGCGGGUGGUGGACUCCCUGCAGACCUCCCUGGAUGCGGAGACGCGCAGCCGCAACGAGGCCCUGCGGGUGAAGAAGAAGAUGGAGGGCGACCUCAACGAGAUGGAGAUCCAGCUCAGCCACGCCAACCGCGUGGCCACCGAGGCCCAGAAGCAAGUGAAGAGCCUCCAGAGCUUGCUGAAGGACACCCAGAUCCAGCUGGAUGACGCGGUCCGUGCCAACGAUGACCUGAAGGAGAACAUCGCCAUCGUGGAGCGGCGCAACAACCUGCUGCAGGCCGAGCUGGAGGAGCUGCGGGCCGUGGUGGAGCAGACGGAGCGGUCCCGGAAGCUGGCCGAGCAGGAGCUGAUCGAGACCAGUGAGCGGGUGCAGCUGCUGCACUCCCAGAACACCAGCCUCAUCAACCAGAAGAAGAAGAUGGAGGCAGACCUGUCCCAGCUUCAGGGCGAAGUGGAGGAGGCAGUGCAGGAGUGCAGGAACGCCGAGGAGAAGGCCAAGAAGGCCAUCACGGACGCCGCCAUGAUGGCGGAGGAGCUGAAGAAGGAGCAGGACACCAGCGCGCACCUGGAACGCAUGAAGAAGAACAUGGAGCAGACCAUCAAGGACCUGCAGCACCGGCUGGACGAGGCCGAGCAGAUCGCCCUCAAGGGCGGCAAGAAGCAGCUGCAGAAGCUGGAGGCCCGGGUGCGGGAGCUGGAGAAUGAGCUGGAAGCCGAGCAGAAGCGCAACGCGGAGUCGAUCAAGGGCAUGAGGAAGAGUGAGCGUCGCAUCAAGGAGCUCACCUACCAGACGGAGGAGGACAAGAAGAACCUGCUGCGGCUGCAGGACCUGGUGGACAAGCUGCAGCUGAAGGUCAAGGCCUACAAGCGCCAGGCCGAGGAGGCGGAGGAACAGGCCAACACCAACCUGUCCAAGUUCCGCAAGGUGCAGCACGAGCUGGAUGAGGCAGAGGAGCGGGCGGACAUCGCCGAGUCCCAGGUCAACAAGCUGCGGGCCAAGAGCCGCGACAUCGGCGCCAAGGUGGGUCCCUCCCCAGACCCCGCUACUCAGCCCCCUAGCAGCGCGGCCCCAAUUCAGCUGGGGCCCGGGUCUGUGGGCAUCCUGAGACUCUGCAGCCAGCUGACACCAAACUGA